Trichoderma harzianum CBS 226.95 is the source of this 1914-nucleotide messenger RNA. RefSeq lists its product as hypothetical. Gene Ontology annotation, molecular function: phosphatidylinositol-4,5-bisphosphate binding. The coding region runs from base 1 to 1914 and encodes 637 amino acids. Gene Ontology annotation, cellular component: exocyst. The record is from RefSeq and is a predicted model, not a curated record. Gene Ontology annotation, biological process: exocytosis. NCBI's taxonomy places the organism in Eukaryota, Fungi, Ascomycota, Sordariomycetes, Hypocreales, Hypocreaceae. The transcript has 2 exons.
AUGGCUAUUGGGGCUUUGUCCAAUAGCACAUACCAUGCUAUAGAUGAGGAAGCUAGAGCAGAGGUUGAUGUGUUAAAUUCCAGGCUCGAUAGAACAACCCAAUUGACGAAGAAGAUCCAAGCUUCCCUCGGCCGACUCGAAGCUACGGGCCAGAGCGUACGAGAUGUCGCUGGUCCUCUAAACGGAGAAACGAGGCGUCUCCAAACACUCUCUAAAAAUGUCGAGUCUGUGCUUGCUGCCAUCGAUCGCCUACGUCAACCUUCGGAUAGCAAAGAUGAUGAGGAGCAAAUCAUUCGAUCCGGACCUGAAAAGGCCGGCUUGUCGAACUACUUGGCUUCCAUCAAGCGACUAAGCAUUUCAUACAAGGAAAUGCAGACUUCUAACCUGCGCGCAAAUCAGGGUACCAUGAAUGACCUGACCCGCCUCAUCAAGCUGGGCAAUACGCAGUUAGAGAACCAUUUCGACAAGAUUCUACGCGGCGAAACCCCCCGAUCACUCGAACCGCUCCACUACAUCACCAAAGACAAGCCCUUUCCCGUGCUUUCCCAAGACAAGAUUGCUCGGCUAGGCCUUAUUUACUCUCAUGUUGCGGGAAACUACGCGAAUGGCUUCGAGUCUUCUGUCGCCAAGAUAUACGCCGAUAUACGAGGGCCAUAUUUAUCAGCGUCUCUGGCCAAUUUGGCCGCGGCGAGUGUCAAUACCGCCAAGAAGAAGAACCCAGGCGAUAUAUACCAAGCAGGCGCAAAUGGUAUUGGAACAUACACACAGGCUAUGGAGGGAAUCUUCAUUGCUGAAUAUGACAAUAUCUGCAGUAUCUUCACGCGUGAGGAUUGGGGCCCCAUCCUGCAGGCGACAUGCCAGGCUGCUGUGACUGAAUUGGCCCGAACUCUGCGAGAGCUCAAUACACACAUCAAAUCCCAUCUUACCACCGACUGCUACAUGGCCUACGAAGUUACCGAAAUCAUCUCCGGUCUUUCGAAUAACCUUGACAAGCGUACGGGUGAGCUGAAGAGCUCACUAUCUGCCGCUCUCAAACCCGUCCGUGAGACGGCCAAGUCUUCUCUCGCCGAGUUGCUAGAAGAAACCAAGCGGAAAAUAGGCAACCUACAGACACUUCCAACGGAUGGAGCUGCAAGCCCCAUCGUGGCGGAGACAAUGCAGCGAUUGAACUCCAUGGUGGAGUUUUUAAGGCCCAUUUCAAGCAUCAUGAUAUCUCUCGGCGACGGUGGCUGGAAGCCUGGAGCUGCUGCCAACGGUCGCACAACAGAGGGAAUACCGAGUCUAGCCUCGUUUGAUGUCGGCGCCGACGGUAAAGACCUCUUCGCCAAAUAUUGCCUUGACACUAUUGAGGUUCUGCUCUCCUCCUUGGACCAAAAGGCCCGCGUGCUGCUCAGAAGCAAGUCCCUGUUAGGCGUCUUCUUGGCCAACAGUGUUGUCGUGAUAGAUCAUACGAUUCGCAGUUCAGAGCUUGGGCCAUUGCUUGAUGGUCGUCUUGAUUCGCUUGAUCAGUGGAGGAAGAAGGCCACUGUUAUGUACACCGAUAUCUGUAGGGACAUAUCUGUCUAUCUAUUCGAUACCAUCCACACAAACCGAACCAAGCGCCCAACUUCUGGCCAUGCGGAUACUGCCGACUCUGCAUCGGUAGUCAAGGGCCUGAACAGCAAGGACAAGGACAAGAUCAAGGAGAAGUUUACGCAGUUCAACAAUGCAUUUGACGACAUGGUAGGCAAACACAAAUCGUACAGCAUGGACCGUGAAGUACGAGCAAUGUUUGGUCAAGACAUUCGUCAAAAGCUGCAGCCCUUGUAUGAACGAUUUUGGGAUCGUUACCAUGAGAUUGAUAAAGGAAAGGGCAAAUACGUCAAGUAUGACAAGCAGUCGAUUGCAGGCGUAUUUAUGAGCCUUGCCUCUUAG